CUCUCCUCAGCCAAUUUAGGAAUGCUUCAGGAGUCUUUGAUGGAAGAACGGAAUAAUUCAGCUAUCAUGGCUUAUGAAAAAUACCUAGCCGAAACAGCCAUUGCGCUCAACGCCAGCAGGGAAGUUGCCGAGAUGGACGCAAAGGAUGUAGUCGAUUUGGAGAAAGAGUUAGCCAGUAUCAUGGUUCCAAGGGAAGACAAACGGGAUCAUUCAAAGCGGUUGAAUCCAGUCUCGCUGAAUGAUUUGAACUCUAUCUCUGACAACUUGGACAUUGUCCGCGCUCUGAGAACGUCGUUUGACACAGUCAACAUCACUCUGGCAAAAAAUGAGAGGAUAAUUAGCUACUACCCGACAUAUAUUGGAAACCUUUCUUCAGUUCUGCAGAGAUUCUCGAACAGAACCAUACAGAAUCUGUUUGGGUUCAGCUAUGCUGUGACAAGGGUUGCCGGUCUGACCCGGAAGUUAAGGGACAUCAAACUGGAAUAUGAUAUGGUAGUCAAUGGAGUCGAAUCAGAACCACAUCGGAAAGAUUUUUGUAUUCAGAAGACAUCUGCCGCUUUCUGGAAAGGUUUAAGCAAACAGUACGUUCUCAGAAAGUUUCCCAAGGCUGCAAAAGACUAUUUAAAAAAAAUGAUUAAACACUUGAUGAAAGAGUUCCAUAGAAUAAUUGAAGAGGCUACGUGGAUGAGUGGUCAUACCAAAGUGGGAGCGUUUGCAAAGCUGGCGUCUAUGAGGCAGAGCCUCGGUUACCCUGAUGAAGAUUUCGAAGACUCAGACAUUGAAAAGUUCUAUGAAAAUCACACUAUGAAAUACAUGGAUUACUACAACAAUGAGGUGAUACGUUUUAACCAGGCUCGCCAGCUAAUGCUAAAGUCACUGCGACAGCCUUCAUCUAAGAACCAGUGGGAGCUUCCACCUCAUGAAGUCAAUGCAGGGUACGACCCGAAUCAAAAUUUGUUAAUGUUUCUGGCCGGAAUAUUGCAGCCACCGCUCUUCUCGGAGACUUACCAACAUUACAUAAACUAUGGAGGUAUGGGAGUUGUCAUCGGACAUGAGAUCACUCACGGCUUUGACGACGAAGGGAGCCAGUACGACAAAGAUGGUAACCUGCGGAAUUGGUGGACUGAAGAAGAUCGCCAGAGCUUUCGCGACAGAGCGCAGUGUAUCAUUGAUCAGAACUCCAACACCAAUGUUGUUGAAGUCAAUAUAACUCUGAACGGAGUGAACACACAAGGUGAAACGAUAGCAGACAGAGGUGGUCUCAAAGAGUCCUUCAGGGCUUAUCAGAGAAAAGUGAAAAGAUGUGGUACAGAGCUCCUUCUACCUGGCUUACAUCUCACACAAGAUCAACUUUUCUUUCUUGCGUUUGGCCAGUUAUUUUGUGAGAAGUGGAAGCCACCGAUACUGAAGAUGUUGCUGGCCUCAGGAUCUCAUCUACCAGCGAGAUAUAGAAUUAACGGAGCUUUGCAAAAUUCAGAGGAGUUUGCCAAGGCCUACAACUGCCCCCUGGGAUCCUUCAUGAACCCGCAGAAGAAGUGUUCUGUCUGGUAG
Molecule: messenger RNA, 1551 nt
Organism: Candidula unifasciata
Lineage: Eukaryota; Metazoa; Mollusca; Gastropoda; Stylommatophora; Geomitridae
Source: the annotation of a GenBank genome assembly